UGGCCCUAAAAAGACAAAAGCAAAAAGAAAGAAAGAAAGACAGAAAAGCUGGAUUCAUUAGCAGCUGCUCCCUAUUCUUUUCUGUCUCCUGGCAACCACCAAUCUCUGUCUGUCUCUAGAGAUUUGCCCGUGCUGGAUAUUUCAUGUAAACGCAAUCACACAAUAGGUGGCCUUUUGUGUCUCACUUCCUUUCCUUUCCUUCAUGUUUUUAAGAUUCGUCUGUGCUGUAGUGUGUGUCCUUUUUAUGGCUUUAUUAUAGUCCAUUAUAUGGAAGAACCACAUUUUUCUUUAUCCAUUUUGUUCCUAAGGGACAUUUGGGUGGGUUCCACCUUUUUGGCUAGAGUGAGCAUUGCUGCUGUGAACCAUCACGAGCAAGCUUUUGUUUGACCACCUGUUUUCAUGUCUUUCGGGGCCAUGCCUGGGAGUGGAAUUGCUGGGUCACGUGAUCCUUCAACACGGAACUGACUGAGGAGCCACCAAACUCUUUCCACAGCGGUUGCGCCAUUUGAUGUUCCUGCCAGCAACACACGGUUCCAAUUUCUCCACAUCCUCGCCAACACUUGUUUUCCAUGUUUUGAUCUCAGCCAUCCUAGUGGGUGUGAGGUGGAAUCUGACCUGCUACUGUUCGCCCACCUCCUCUCCCCCUCCUACGGGUCCGGCCUCUGGUUCACUGGGUUGGGUGCAGGCAGCCUGGAAGCAGAGGCCCAGUGCUGAGUGGCUCCAAGGACCUGCCAUCCCGGGGACCCCUUCCCAGGUGUGAGAGCUGAAAACUCUGCGUGGGGGAGUCCGAGGUGCAGAAGGGAGGUGCGCGGGCAAGGUGAGAGGAUGCGGCCGACGCACUACGUUGCGUGGAGGUCGCUGCACGGAGACCGCGGCGGCAGCUCUUCUAAUGUCGCCCACACCACGGAGGCGGCUGGAGCCCAGAAUGGUUCUCGGGGGUCCCCGGCGCCCGGCGCACAGCCAGGGGGCACCCGGGGAGGAUCCAGGACCCCAGCCCGAGGCCUGCUGACCUCGGUAAGCGGCAAGGCCCCCUCCGCCUCCACUGCCUCCGAGGGCCGCCCAGCUCCUGUCCACCCAGGCGCGGGACGGGGCGGCUUCCCCCGUGGCGCCGGGCCGCGGCGCCCGUUCCCUCCCGCAGGUCUCCGAGGGCGCCGGGGCCUCGCGCCACACCUGUCCGCUCCUCCGGGAGGCCCCGGCAGCAGCGGCGCCGGCCCCUCGGCGCGGAGCCCUGUGUCCGCCGUCGCUUUGAUCCCGGGGGCCCCGCUGGAUAAAAGUCCCGGGCGGCUCCGCGCCAGCGCCAGAGGGGAGGCAGCCGAGCCGGGCGUACCAGCGGGCUGGCGCUGGGCGAGCGACGCCGAGGAGCGGGGGCCGCGGGGCCGCCCGCGCCGGCCGCGGUGA
Messenger RNA from Phacochoerus africanus (Common warthog), 1398 nucleotides. Its product is annotated as collagen alpha-1(I) chain-like. The record is from RefSeq and is a predicted model, not a curated record. The transcript has 2 exons. Lineage: Eukaryota; Metazoa; Chordata; Mammalia; Artiodactyla; Suidae. Bases 826 to 1398 code for a protein of 190 amino acids.